This is a messenger RNA of Drosophila teissieri, 4635 nucleotides long. RefSeq names its product dynein axonemal heavy chain 1 (gene sac). The transcript is spliced from 4 exons. NCBI's taxonomy places the organism in Eukaryota, Metazoa, Arthropoda, Insecta, Diptera, Drosophilidae. Bases 651 to 3752 code for a protein of 1033 amino acids. The record is from RefSeq and is a predicted model, not a curated record. Gene Ontology annotation, biological process: microtubule-based movement. Gene Ontology annotation, molecular function: dynein light intermediate chain binding; minus-end-directed microtubule motor activity; dynein intermediate chain binding. Gene Ontology annotation, cellular component: dynein complex.
UGCGAGAGAGGCAAGCGGCAAUUGGAAUGGAAGAGGAAUUCCGAGUGCACACAUACGAAUGCACUCGUACACGGCCACAAAUACGCACUCGCGAAGGAGAACGAACGCAAUUGUAGAAGGGCCCGCGCUUUUGGGAAUUGAACAAUCGACUAGUUUCGGCUUGGGCUUUCUGCCGAUACUUUCGAUACUGAUACUUCGAUACCACGGGCUGGGAUGCCGAUGGCUAUGGCGAUGGCAACAAACAACAGCAACGCCAACAAAACGCAAUAUUUUCACUCUAAAUUAGCUCGACACACACACGCACCGCAUCGGAUCUCACCGCACAUAAAAUAUAUCCGACAAGAAAACGUAACAGACUUCGCCAUGCAGAAAAUGCGAUCUAACCCAAAAAAAAAACUACAUGUGAUUCCAAAAAAAUAUAUAUUAAUAUCGAAUUACUUCUUAGUCAACUAGCCAUAUCUUUCGGUGUUUAGGGGAAACGACAACGCGAGUGAAAUCGUGCAGCAAUAAAGAGCGCGUUUUAAAACUUAGAGGUGGGACACAAUUAUGAAGGUUCCCAGGAAUCAUAUGCGAGCAGCACCAGUUCAAUUAGCAACAAGGGACAAGAUGACACUCAAUUUAAGCGUGAGGCUGAAAAAGCUAUCUGCAUCAUGCCGCCCCGACCGGGAACUACUAUGAUGAACUAUCAGGAGCUAUAUAUUCCACGGAAUCAGCUCACAGAUGUAUAUUACCCUAUUCAGGAGGCGCAACGAUGGCUCACUCUAAUGGACAAGAUGGGAAAGGCACACCGUUUUCCACUGCCUACGAUUCUUCCGAAAGUGAUCCAGACCCGCUACGUGCCAAAGCGGCAUCUUCCAAAAGACGUUGAAGUGGACCGGAGGCGUCGUCAGUACCAGAAGAUCAACCUAGUGAAAGAGCUGGCCAAGGCGGGACUCACUGACAACGUCCUCCAGCCCACCGAGGAACAAUACAAUGUAAUGUCCGAAUUCGCCUUCCCACACAAGUUUCCCCUGAGCUACUUCGACGACAGCAACUUUGACAUAAACUCUCCGGCGGCCUGGUUUGAGCUGGGAGUUGUCGGAGAUGCCCACUACCCGCUUCCAGCGAAGGCGUACCUGCCCUAUAACCAAAGCCUGCUAAACUGCCAGUGGGGCAUGGCAGCUGUUACCGCUCACCACGAGGACUCCGACCUUUGGACACUUUUAUCGCUGGAGGACGGAUGCACCUACACGGUACCUAAGCUUCAGUUCAUGUUCAUGGCCGAAGACCCGCACAAGUACAUCAAGCGGCUGCAGGCCGCUGUUCACGAGCGGCACAAGGGAGAGCAGCUAAUGCUAAUGGAGCUGAUCGUGGAUUGCGUCCUGCACGAGGAUAUUGAGUCCACCGUGUUCUAUAGCUUUAAGCCCAUCGAAUCGGUCCUGCAGGCGGCUAUGGCGUCCGCGCAGUGCAAGAGGCGACUACGCUCCGAGGUAAACUUGGUGUUCGAGCGGCUAAUGGCCCUAUACGAGUUGGAGCAGUUUAUCCUUAAGAUGCCCAAAGAAUUUCCUCAGUUCCGGAACAUUAACCUCAAGGAAUUUCUGCCCCGGUCCUUCGCCGUGGACGUUUCCGGGAGGGAGCGCCUUGAACUGCAGGCCCUUGGCAUAACCAUGCAAGAGAAGCGGUAUGACUUCCUAAAGGCUAGUUUGUUUUACUGUGGCGGUGGCAUCGAGGCCAUGGCCGGAGUGGCUAUCGAGUGCCAGUACAUCGAAACACUUUCGAUCUUCAUCUGCAGCUUUAGCAAACCCCUGGCACUAGUGGACUUCCUGCAGGCGCAGGAGUCGCAUAGCGACAACGUUGCCACGUUCCUUAAGGUCUAUUGGCCGCAACAGCUGACAACGGUCAUUACCGUAGUACUCCGAGCCCUGGGAAAGGGCUGGCUGGACAUCUCACUCACCACUUGGACGGUCUAUCUCAUGUGCAAAAUCUCUCGGUUUAUACUGCAGGUCAAGUUCCGUAUGCAGGAGUCAAUGGAGGUGCUGCUCGAGACGUCUCUGAUAAACUUCUCGCACUUCGUUUGCGACCCUUGCCUGCAAUUCCUUGAAUUGAAGUCCAACUACAAGUGGACCAACAACUACAUAGACACCGAGUUUCCUUUUCAAAAACCUGUAUUUGCCAUGACCCUCGGCAUCAGCGAUGAUCGCAAGGUAUUUUACUCCACUGACCCGGAUGAGUUCCAGCCGGGGCUGGUCGAGAUCUUUAAGAAGUGCCUGGAGAAAUCGGCUGGCGUAAGGUGCAUAGAUGGUUCUGUCAUGAGUUUUUUGAAGUUCGCCCCUAACCUGUAUAUUCUCACGGUAGAGCUUAUUGAGGACAGGUUCCUGAAGGAGAAUGAGCUUCUGAAGAACUGCUACGCCAAGGCGGUGCUGCCCCUCAGGGCAUACGCCCGACACUACGAAAGGUUUAUCGACUUCUAUCUUCUUAAUAUCACAACCUAUAUGCAGGCAUAUGCUCAAGCCCACAAGCCAUCCUCGGAGGUAAAGCGGGACAUUCUCGAAAACAAGCGAUUGAAGGAGGAGGUUCGCGAAAUCCUGCCUGCCUUUAUUACCAUUGGACCGUUUUACAUAAACGUGGAUACAAUGAAGCAGUUUAUGAUAAAGAAACGCAUUGAAGUCGUGAGGCGGAUUUUCGAGUAUUACGUUGACCGAAUGUAUGAGACGAAUGAGGCUCUGCUGGACCGUUGCCUGGAGAUGUUCCGCAGAAUCGCAGAACGUCCAAUUAGCAUUGAACACCUGUACGAGAUUCGCGACUUUGCACAGACUGUUCCGGAUUUAGUGGAUGAGCUAAAGGCUGACAUUCAGGUUAUGUGGCUGGAGUACGACCUGCUGGACAGCUUCUUUUACAACCUGAGUGACCACCAGUUCGCCAUGAAGUGGAACGUGUAUGCAUGGCCGCACCAGAUAAUGGUGCGACUGUCCACCUUGAAAGACGAGCAGAAGUUGGACAUUGAGGAGUUUCUCCGCCUACACGCCAGCGAGUGCCAGGCGUUUGAGGAGCGUCUGGAGUCCCUCAACGACGAGGUACAGGCCUACUCACUGGCGUUUAAUACGAACCGCGCCCAGGAGACGUCAGUAGAUAUUAAAAAGACGUGGGCCUUGAUUAAGGAGCUCGAGAAGAUCAGCCAAACUCUGCAAUUCCGGCAGGAACUAUUUGAGCUAGAGCCACUCUCUGUUGAAUUCCUGGAGAGCAUAAUCGCGAGCUUUAAUCCCUAUAAAAACCUGUGGUACGCCUGCGCAAACUUCCUAAAGCUUGAGGACGCUACCUUGGGCAACCCGAUAGCGCAGCUGGACUUGGAUGAUGUGUGGAAUAGUCUAAUGAGGCUUCGCGACGAACUCACCGAGUCAAUGAAAACAUUUCACGAAAAAAUCGAGAUUAUGGAGGUGGCUAAAACGUUCAUUGCAAAGAUCGACGAUUUCGUUCCACUUUACAAUAGCAUUAAGGAUAUUCGAAAUGAGAACUGGAUGUACAUUCACUGGCAAGAACUAGGCGGGGUAACCGGGCAAGAGAUUAAGUACUCUGUAGCGAUGAACUAUCAGUACCUUAUACGUAAGGGAAUCUUGGACUUCCUGCUCGAAGUCCAUAUCAUCUCAGAGAAGGCCAACAACGAGGCGGAAGAAAUUCGGUGCGCCAUCGAGGAGGAAGAGAGGCGAAAGCAGGCCGAAUUGGAUGCUCUGCUGUUGCGCAAACAACUCCGCAAGUGUCGCAGGGAUAUACUAUAAAAUACUGUAGUUGUUGAAAUCGUUUUAAUGCAUUACAAGAUAGUUUCUGGAUAGACAUCUAUCUGCCUGAAACAAUGGUUCGACUGGGCUCUGGGAUGGUGCUCCUCUUUAUACCCGUUACUCGUAAAAUAAAUGGGUAUACAAGAUUCUUAGUAAGGCAUAUAUAUUCUUGAUCAGGAUUACUAUCCGAGUCGAUCUGGAUAUGUCGGUCUGUCCGUCCGUAUGAACGUCAAGAUCUCAGGAACUAUAAAAUAUAGAAAGAACAUAGACGUAGCGCAAGUUUGUUUCCUGAGAAGAGGACAGCCAAACGGUUUAGGAGAAUGUCAUUCAGGUAAUGACCGCCGAGUGCCGGGAGUAUUUUUGUGGUGGAUUGGGACCCAUUGCGCCAAGCUUCCCGCUACCCGGCGCCUCUGAGGAACCCUUCUUUCACGAGCCUACUACGACUAUGAGCCCACACAAGAGUCGCAGAACAAUGACAAUGCCGGAUGGGUACCCAGUGGGACUAAAGAGCUAACUAUACUCAUAUGCAGCAGCCUCCACCGGGCAUACCGAAUCUGAGAUGACUGUGCCACCGCCGCAGAUGGGCGGUCCACCACCAAAUUUAGCCCCAAAUAUGAGUGCGCCGCCGCAGAUGAAAAUGGGUGUAGCACCGCCACAGAGAUUGGUCAUGGGCAUUCGUGACGCCUACGACGGUUAUCGUGAGCGGAGAAGGCUCUUGAAGGAAAUACUUUUAUAAAAUAAUCACCUGAGAAAGGCCUUCCUUGAAAUGCUGCGGGAGCGCAAUGACAUCGAGAGGCACACUAGGGGGAUCCAAGGUACCGAUCACUGGACUCGAUCUAUCGUGAGGAGUACUUUGAAGACUAGCGAUCUCUUGACAAGGAUA